AUGUCUGCGAAAGCUACGAGCUCUCCUGGGAGGGGCGCAAGUCCAGUGGAUAGUCGAAACAAGAAGCGGAGACUAGAGUAUUCGUCAGAGGCACCUUCUUCGAGCGCAGAGCUGCCUUUAGGUCGUUACCUGGCUUCCCCAGGUGAGUCUUGUGGCCUCAUAUGUUCCCUUGCGCGCAUUAAUUGACAGCUGAUGACGGAAACAAAAUGUGAUAAAGACAAGCGAACAAGAGAUCAAGCUUGUCAAAGCCUCACGAGCUUCUUGACUCAACGGAGAGGUCGAGAUGCUCUGCCCGCGGAUGAGAUGGCCAAGCUGUGGAAGGGCAUCUUUUAUUGUGAGUAGGCCGGCUAAGCUGCUGCAAAUCUUGGAUCCUCAGAGAGACAGCAAGAAGGAAAAGACCGGAAGCGUCAGCGCGGCUCGAUUUCCAUCUGGUUGACCAACGACCGCGGCUCCUCAACCUGCCAGGUUUCUGGAUGUCGGACAAACCUCGAGUGCAGCAAGCACUGGCCCAAGAAUUGGCGGAUCUCGUACUUGCUAUACCUCCCACAGAGCCCGGCGAUGCGGAAGAGGUUGAUGCUGAACAAGCUUCUUUACCAGAACCUCGAUGCGCACCCGCUCUCGCCUUUCUCGACGGCUUCUGGGAUGCCAUGAUCAGGGAAUGGUCGGCGCUUGAUAAGUGGCGGUGAGUUUGCUCAUCGGGCGGUGCGAAUGCAGACUUUUUUUCUGCUCCUUGUGAACCUGAAAGUGCUCACGCACUCACUUGCCUUUGCUUCGCAGUAUGGAUAAGUUCUAUCUUCUACUCAGACGAUUUCUGAACGCUGGCUUGAGGUUGGUGGAGAGAGAACGAUGGGAUGCUGCCACCGUCGACGAGCUGUACAAGAUAAUGCGCAAAUCUGGAGGUUGCCUCGAGUGAAUUGCCCUCGCUCGACCGGCGCAUAGGAUAGAGAGAGCUGACUCGUCACGCUUGCACCUCGUCGAACAGCACCAACAAUCCACAAGUGCCGGACAGCAUUGCCUAUCAUCUAGCGGAUAUUUACCUUGACGAGCUCGAGCGAGCACUCACAGCGGCUGGUCGAGAGUCGAGCCCACCGGCCAAAGAACCAGUGGAACAUGCUGCGAUCAGCAAGAGUCGCCCGGUCACACCGCUCGUUCUUCUAUUGCGACCAUUCGUCGAUACGAUCGCGACGACGCAUAAUGCAACGGUCUACACGCGUCUAUACGAGAAUGUCGUCGAGCCGGUGCUUGCCGAUUGCCUUGUGCUAGGUUCCGCUCCAGACGAGGAGCGUUCGUCAUCAACAGAGGAAGAGGAUCUGGCACAUCCUGAAAUCAUCAAAAGUUCGGUCGGUGGCGAAGCAACUUUGGACGCAGGAGAACAUCUGAGGGCGCGAGUAUUUGAAAGUCUGUUCAAAACGGCUAGUCUUCCCAGCGCGAAUGGAGCUCGCAGAGCCAAGCUGUAUCGCCUAUGGGAAGCGGAAAGGGCGAGGUUGGAGGAAUAGAGGCAGUUCUGUUUGCCUCUGGAUAGCCAGGAAGGAUUGGUCGGUCUGCGAAAUUUUGUCAAAUUUUCGAGUUCGCGCGAGCUGAAAAGCUGGUGGAAUUUCCACCGGUAAAAUUCUCAAACGAAAUCGACGGUGAGUUUUUCGAACUUCUCGGUUUGAUCGGCUCCUCUCUAUCACUCCUAUCACCCCAUCACCCGCUCUCAACUCAUAUCACCGAACCCUUUCUCAAUGGUUCGCGUGCUCAACAAAGAGCGGGCAGACCGACGCGAUUGUAAAAUUGCAAAAGCUCAGUUACUCACGUCCGCGUCAACAAAUGUGGCGCGCCGAUGUCCUUUUUCAGGAGCUUACAUUUCAUCGAUUUGCUUAUCCCACAGAUUGUUACCGCGCAACAGGCCGCUUGUUUGCCGCAGAACAGACCUCAUCUUUCGAGUGCAAGGCACUGCUUUUUGCACAUCGACUCGCAGCAUCGACCUAG
Messenger RNA from Ceraceosorus bombacis, 1971 nucleotides. NCBI's taxonomy places the organism in Eukaryota, Fungi, Basidiomycota, Exobasidiomycetes, Ceraceosorales, Ceraceosoraceae. The record is from the annotation of a GenBank genome assembly.